This is a messenger RNA of Durotheca rogersii, 2264 nucleotides long. Its product is annotated as glycoside hydrolase family 1 protein. Gene Ontology annotation, molecular function: beta-glucosidase activity. The transcript has 3 exons. The record is from RefSeq and is a predicted model, not a curated record. NCBI's taxonomy places the organism in Eukaryota, Fungi, Ascomycota, Sordariomycetes, Xylariales, Xylariaceae. Gene Ontology annotation, biological process: carbohydrate metabolic process. Bases 445 to 1875 code for a protein of 476 amino acids.
CAGCCAUCAUCGUACAGGCCUGUGUCUCUUCGGUCGUCACGGUCCGACACGGGAGAAUGGGGAAAGUACCGGGUCUAUAUUGACGCUGCGAUAAUUCGACGGCCGCUCUCCUCCUGCGAGGUGAGGCUUCGCAAGGGUAACGCGUGCCGUGAUUUGCGUCUAUAUAAGAAGAUGCGAGUCUCUUCCCUCCUAUUCCGUUCAGUAGACUGUCUGGUCGCUCGAUCCGACUCGAGAGACUUAAACAUACUAUCUGUCUUGCCUCAUCGCCAUCUCCACCUUUCCCACGAGAUCGUCCAUAGUCUUGGCCAGGCCCAGAUUAAGCAAUAUCCGUUUUCCCGGGCGAGAGCGAGACGCUAAGUGUGCAGCUUCCAAUAGCCUAGGCAACCCAGUUAUCGCCGUCUGCGAAAAGAAGAAAACAUACUUGGAGCAUACUGUCUAUCCAACAUGUCGUUACGUCCAGACUUUCUCUGGGGCUUCGCUACAGCUGCGUACCAGGUCGAGGGUGCUACUAACCAGGAUGGCCGUGGUCCAUCGAUCUGGGACACCUUCUGCGCCAUCCCGGGCAAAAUCGCGGACGGGAGCGACGGGUCUGUUGCCUGCGAUUCUUACAACAGGACAACGGAAGACAUCGCCCUCCUAAAGAGAUUAGGCGCCAAGUGCUACCGCUUCUCCCUAUCGUGGUCGCGAAUCAUCCCCCUCGGCGGCCGAAAUGAUCCCAUCAAUCAGGCCGGCAUCGACCACUACGUCCGAUUCGUCGACGACCUGCUCGACGCCGGCAUCGUGCCCUUCAUCACUCUGUUCCAUUGGGAUGCGCCGGACGCGCUCGACAAGCGAUACGGAGGCCUGCUGAACAAGCAGGAGUUUCCUCUCGACUUCGAGAACUACGCCCGCGUCGUCUUCAAGUCGAUCCCCAAGUGCAAGAACUGGAUCACGUUCAACGAGCCGUGGUGCAGCUCCGUGCUCGGGUACAGCACCGGCUUCUUCGCGCCGGGCCACACAUCAAACCGGGCCAAGUCCGCCGUAGGCGACUCGAGCCGGGAGCCCUGGAUCGUCGGCCACAACCUGAUCCUCGCGCACGCGCGGGCCGUCAAGGUGUACCGCGACGAGUUCAAGCCGACCGACGGCGGCCAGAUCGGCAUCACGCUCAACGGCGAUUACACAUACCCGUGGGACCCCGAGGACCCGCUGGACGUCGAGGCGGCCAACCGCAAGAUCGAGUUCGCGAUCUCGUGGUUCGCCGACCCUAUCUACUUCGGCAAGUACCCGGACUCGAUGCGCAAGCAGCUCGGCGACCGGCUUCCCGAGUUCACGCCCGAGGAGGUCGCGCUCGUCAAGGGCUCGAACGACUUCUACGGGAUGAACCACUACACGGCCGACUACGUCAAGCACGGCGACGGCAACCCGCCGCCGGAGGACUUCCUCGGCGACCUGACGACGCACUCGUAUAGCAAGAGCGGCGAGUGCAUCGGCCCCGAGACGCAGUCGUUCUGGCUGCGGCCGAACCCGGAAGGGUUCCGCGGGCUCCUGAACUGGCUGAGCAAGCGGUACGGGUACCCGCCGAUCUACGUGACGGAAAACGGGACGAGCAUCAAGGGCGAGAACGACCUGCAGGAGCCCGAGAUCCUCAACGACGUGUUCCGGUACGAGUACUUCCGCGACUACGUCGGGGCCUUGGUCAAGGCCGUCGCCGAGGACGGCUGCGACGUCCGCGGCUACAUGGCCUGGUCGCUCAUGGACAACUUCGAGUGGGCCGAGGGCUACGAGACCCGCUUCGGCGUCACCUACGUCAACUACGCCGACGGCCAGCAGCGCAAGGAGAAGCUGAGCGCCUCCAAGAUGAAGGAGAUCUUCGACGCUGCCAUCAAGAAGGAGUAGGUCGAGUAGAGGGGGUAACCCGAAAGAAAUAUAUACCUAGAGGAAGGCAGAAAUGAGGGAGGGGGAGAGAGAGAGAGGAGGAAGACGGAAUGAAGGGAGGAAACGCAUGAAGGCCGUGCAGAGUACACCGGAGGGGGAUUCCUUUUUCCACGCGCGCAACGAUCCUCGAGAUCUCUCCCGCUAUCCCUUUGAUACUGCCGUGAGUAACCGGCGGCGCCCCUCCUACCCUCGCCGCGGGAGCCCGGCGUCCCGGCGUCCCGGCGUCCUCGAAGCCGACGACAACCGCACUCGCACAUACAGCAAAUCAUCCCCGAUACUUACUAGAGCGAGAGCCUGUUAUGCGGUAUUCUGGAGAUAGACCCCCCCCUCCUCAAAAAACAUCAUAUUAU